Molecule: messenger RNA, 332 nt
Organism: Staurois parvus
Lineage: Eukaryota; Metazoa; Chordata; Amphibia; Anura; Ranidae
Source: the annotation of a GenBank genome assembly
UCAUGCUUGCAGCCAGGUCCAGAGUGUGUCAUGGGCCCCUGUACGGCCUCCCAUUGCUGCUGCCAGGCCCGUAAUCUGCCAUGGGCCCCUGUACCGACUCCUCAUGCUGCUGCCAGGCCCGUAAUCUGCCAUGGGCCCCUGUAAACCGCCUCCUCAUGCUGCUGCCAGGUCCAGAGUGUGUCAUGGGUCCCUGUACGGCCUCCCAUUGCUGCUGUCUCUAUCGCCACACUCUGCCAUUGGUGCUGUAUGGCCUCCCAUUGCUGCUGCCUCCACCGCCACACUGUGGCUCCACACUCUGGUUUAUGGCCCCGUGACUGCCCAAAUGAGUGAAA